UGACCGGCAGGUGAAAGGACCACGUUGGUUGAGUCAUGAAUCUAUUAGGGUUGAGUUUACUCGAUAUUUACAAUUUAAACACAUUAGAUCAUAUAUUUUCUCUUAUAUUUACGUGAUAUUGUAUUUCUGCGAACACUUUGGCGUUUAUGGGAUAACGUUUAGUUUGUGAAAGGUCCAGACAUGGCACUCCAGUUUAUCUACAGCCAUGAAGAUUUCCUCACCGAUGUGCAACGAAGCAAUGACAAAACCACAAAGACGUCAGCACCAUUUGACGCUGUCAUUCAAGAUGGAUGGACAGAGAGAAUGGAGAAGGGCCUUUUCCGGUACAAAUUGAACGAUCUGCAAACCCACAUCCUACCUGGCAACUAUGGCUAUGUGGCUCAGCUGAAUAUACAGAGAGGUAUAGAGCGACGCAAGCCUCAAGAGAUUCUCAGCAUUCAACAGGAGUUCAAUCACAAGCAGUUCAAUUUCAACAAAAUCAACCCAGACGAAAUUAUAUGUGAAAUGACAAAAUGUGAAAACUCGAGGGAUGGUCUGAAUGAUACUACUACUAGAAAAAUGAUAGUACUAGUUAACGUUAGCCCUCUAGAGUUUGGCCACUGUCUAUUUGUCCCUGAUCCUUUACAAUGUUAUCCCCAAGUCCUCACAAAGUUUGCCAUUGAGAUUGGUAUAGAAAGCGUUUUCCUGAGUUCUGAUCCUGGAUUUCGAGUUGGUUUUAACAGUCUUGGUGGAUUCGCUUCCGUCAACCACCUCCACUUACACGGAUAUUACCUUGACCACGAACUAGCCCUUGAGUCCAUUUCUAUAGAGACACUUCUUCCUGAAAAACACUUCCAUCGCUUAAUUAACUACCAUGCUGGUUUUGUUUUUUACACUGAAGUGAAGUCUAUAGACAAAGUAGCAGAAAACAUUUGCAGAGUAACAGACUUUCUUGUAAAUCACAACAUCGCUCAUAAUGUGUUUCUCACCAGAGGAUGUCCACCACAUAAUGACAAACUCAGUGAAAUGGAAAACAGUUCAAGGAAAGGUGUUCGCAUUUUUGUGUGGCCCAGAAAAUCCUGCUUCGGUGCAAAGGAGGAGUCAGCUCUUAAUGUGGCCCUGUGUGAGCUGGCGGGUCAUUUACCGUUCAAAAACAAGAUGGACUUUGAGAAGGCAACAGAAGAAGGGGUCACUGAAAUCAUCAACAAAUAUCUUCUUCCUAAAGACGAGUUUGUCACUUUGGAGCAGCAUCUUAUAGAACAUUUGAGCAAGUCAUAAUGUAAUCUAGUACAGCAUAGAUAGGCUACGUAUUGUAUUGUUAAAUGACCAAAAUAUUAUACUGGCCCAUAUGAAAAGUACAUUCAAUUCUAUAUUACGCUAUUUUCUGAUCUACACGACCGGUCAAAAGUUUUAGAACACCACACUUUUUCCAUUUUUUGAAUGUUUACUGUUGACCAAAACAUAUUCUAAACUUUUGAUUCAUGAAAGUAUCCACCUUUGGCAGAUAUAACAGUUGAACACACUCGUGGCUCGUGCUUUUUUUACAAUAGAAAUCAAAUAUUCUUCAGUGAGUUCUUCCCAAGUCUGUUGCAGAAGUUCCCAUAAAUGUGUGGCACUUGUAGGUUGCUUGGCUUUCACUCUUCUGUCCAGUUCAUCUCAAACCAGAUUGAUGGGGUUUAAGCCUGGAGACUGUACUGGAUACUCCAUGUUUUCAAGCUUACCAUCUUUUUCCUGAGGCAGUUUUGGCAGAGCUUAGACUUGUGUUUUGUUAUCUUCUCUUUUUUUUAACCCUGGCUGUUCAGUAUUUACCUUUGUACCAGUUCAAGCUCUUCAUUGGACUUGCAUGAAUUGAAUUGAAAUAAAUAACUGGAAAAAUUAGGGUGUUCUAAAAUUUUUGACUGGUAAUGUAUGUUAUAAUGAUGUUUCUUCAUCAAAAACUGGAGUUGUGUUUUGUUUCUAACCUGCAUAUUUAAAAUUAGUUCUUCUCUCAAAUCGAAAACACUCUGUUCCACUUUGUGAUGUGAUAAUAGAGGAAGUGCAUCGUCACUGUGAUUUUAAACUCCAUACACCUUCACUAGAAUACUUUGGAUAAUUACCAGUCUCUACUAAACUAAAGGUAAAAGGUAUCUGUUAAUUUGAACAAUCGCUUCAUGAUAUCAAGCAUUUUGAGCUUUGAAGAUGUAGACAAAAUAUGUGAAUAAAACAAAACACAACUACAGGUGUGUUUUUGAUGGAAGCACAAAUGCAAGGAACAUCAAAUCAAACGGAAAAAAAAAUAAAAAUGUACAAAUUGGUUACAAGUGUUCAUUUUUACAAGUGCAUAGAAUAAUAGCUAUUACACUUGCCUUAAUUUAUCUUGUGCCCUUCACAUUUGAAUGCCAAAGUAAAUAUUCAUUAAACAAGUAAUUUAAGACACAAGCUUGAGUAACGUUUCUAAACAAAUCUUGGUAUUGCUGUCUCAAACAAUUUGCUGGACAUUUCUCAACUUUUUUCUAAGUAUACAAAGCAGUGAUGUGCGUAAGUCUGCUAAUUGCUGUAAACAGUUUUUCACAAGCAUCAUUGAGCCACCAGGGAAAUUACACAAUACAGAAACUCAUUAGUAAUAAAAACAAUCUUGAAAUUGAAAAAUAAAACUAUUGAUAUUGUAAUAUAAAAUUAAGAUAAGCGAAUAAGUGAAGAUAAAAAAUACACAAUUGGCAGCCAUAAUAAAAAAGUAAAUGAUCUAGAACAGAGCUGUCCAAACUUAUCUCACCAAAGAAAUAUUGAACUAUUAUCAUAGCAGAGGGCCCAAUACAGUAAGUCAUUCAGACAGGUGCAUUUUACAAAGUUUUUAACAGAGCCACUGCAGAGUUAAUAAAUCUCUGAACAUUAAUUUCAGGUCUGUAUCUCAAUACAGUGUGAUGCUUUUAAGGUUAUAGUGGUAGAAUUACUUACAAUUAUAGAAAAAAAUGCGAUCGUUAUUAGUGAAGUUGUUCUUUUUACACAAAUCACAACCACAUUAAUAUUUUAAAGGGACUAAACCCAGGACAAUGACCAGCCAAGGUCAACAUCAGGUCUAAACUGGGCUCAGUCAGGACCAAAUCAGGACCAAAUCAGGACACAAGUGAGCACACCCUCCCUCUUCAACAGCACAGGUUUCAGUGGCACAUUAUCUGGUAGACUGACGUCACCAGGGCAAUAACUUGGGCACGGCGGGUGAGUACCUGUUCAGUCUUUUUAAUGAAGCUCCACUGGGAGUCAUUGUACCAGUACAAAAUGCUUUUAUGUCCACCUGCUGAACUCACAAACAAUCUGGUGUGCUAUUUACUCAACACAGCUUUGAUGUAGACCAGUUAUAUUUUGUUUUAUGCCCCACAAGGUUUGGACAAGAUAAAAAAUACUCACGUCAUUUGAUCAGUAUCAACUUCGACUCAAGUUAGAAUGGUUUAGAGUUAUAGUUAUAAACCAUACUUGCAUGUAGUUUUAUGUGUUUUUCUCUUGAAGUUCCAUGUUUUAAAACUUCUUCCUAUUCCUUUUGAGCAUCAUGGACUCCAUAGCAUAUUCCUAUUUAUCACAUUUGAUCUCUUUAUAUAAUCAUUACUGUGAACUGAUGCACCAUUAUGUGCUUUUUAACUGAUGUUCAAACAAAUAUUUAUAUAAUAAUUCAUUAAAUAAUUCAGGACUGGAUUAGAAAAUGUGUACAUAGUGUGGAUGUUUGAAUAUAAGUAUUAAGUAACUGUUCCACAUGAAUAUUCCUGUACUGUAUAUUAUUUCAUCAGAUGAUGGAAGCUCCAGCAGAAAGGUUACACCCCUUUAACAUGAGUGGGCUGUGACUGACUGAAGACAUGUGGGGAAUUUGAAGGUGGCAUGAAGUCACCUGAACUCUAUUUAUUUACUGUUUAGUGUCUCCUGGUACGAUCAGUCAUCUGUCGUCAGAACAAUGGAACAGUUCACUUGCAUGUGUCCAGAACUCAAGUCUGAAUCAACAAAAUGAUUACUUAAACCUUGUGCACCUGCUUAAAUGUACACCAGAAAAGAAUACCACAAAGAUUUUUGUCCAACUUUUUAAUAUCAAUGUCUUCAUUUACUUCCGCCCUAAUCAUACAUACCAAAAAAUGUAUAUUUUGAAAUUUUAACCCCUUAAAUGCCAUUUUUG
Messenger RNA from Boleophthalmus pectinirostris (great blue-spotted mudskipper), 4114 nucleotides. RefSeq names its product GDP-D-glucose phosphorylase 1 (gene gdpgp1). Gene Ontology annotation, biological process: glucose metabolic process. Gene Ontology annotation, molecular function: GDP-D-glucose phosphorylase activity. Gene Ontology annotation, cellular component: cytoplasm. The record is from RefSeq and is a predicted model, not a curated record. Lineage: Eukaryota; Metazoa; Chordata; Actinopteri; Gobiiformes; Gobiidae.